AUGAUUACGGUCGAAGUCGAGAAAGCCCCGCCGUACGUGGCUCUAUCAUACACCUGGGGAUCUAAGAGUCUAUCAAAAGCCGUUCAUGUGAACGGCUGCGACAUCCGUAUCACGGCUAACCUGGCCGAUGCAAUCGAUGCCAUCUUCGUCUUCGCAAGGGAACGGAAUCUGAUGUUCUGGGCAGACUCGAUCUGCAUCAACCAGUCAGACGUCCACGAGCGCAGCAGACAAGUGCGCCUCAUGAAUACAAUAUACCGUUCAGCGGAGAUAGUCGCCAUUUGGCUUGGCCAAGCUUCGCAUGAUAGCGACCUCGCAUUCGAUAAAAUGAAAGAAUGGAAGGUGAAGUUUGACGAUUUGAAGCAGCAAUGGAAUGGCUCCGAGGAGUUGGCAGCUUUGCGUAUGAUAUGCCGCCGGCCCUGGUGGAAAAGAGCUUGGAUAGUGCAAGAG
Messenger RNA from Trematosphaeria pertusa, 447 nucleotides. RefSeq names its product heterokaryon incompatibility. Lineage: Eukaryota; Fungi; Ascomycota; Dothideomycetes; Pleosporales; Trematosphaeriaceae. The transcript is spliced from 2 exons. The record is from RefSeq and is a predicted model, not a curated record. The annotation marks the transcript as partial.